Vigna angularis (adzuki bean) is the source of this 2998-nucleotide messenger RNA. RefSeq names its product ABC transporter G family member STR2. Bases 1 to 2181 code for a protein of 726 amino acids. The transcript is spliced from 3 exons. Gene Ontology annotation, cellular component: membrane. Lineage: Eukaryota; Viridiplantae; Streptophyta; Magnoliopsida; Fabales; Fabaceae. The record is from RefSeq and is a predicted model, not a curated record. Gene Ontology annotation, molecular function: ATP binding; ABC-type transporter activity; ATP hydrolysis activity.
AUGGCUGAAGCCAAUGGCCACCGUCGUGUUGAAACAGUGAUUGACAUAAGGAAACCACCGGUGAGCUUCAGCGGGGGUCUUGUGUUCGAGUGCCUGACUUACACUGUGACAAAAAAGGCAAAGGUGGAGGGGCAGUGGUCGAGUGAAGAGGUGGACUUGCUGCAUGAUAUCACUAGUUAUGCUCCAAAGGGGUGUAUCACUGCAGUGAUGGGCCCCAGUGGUGCAGGAAAGUCCACUCUUUUGGAUGGCCUUGCUGGGAGAAUUGCUACUGGAAGCCUUAAAGGGAAGGUCUCCUUGGAUGGUGCAACUAUGAGUGCAAGUUUGAUCAAAAGAACUUCUGCAUAUAUCAUGCAGGAAGAUAGGCUUUUCCCCAUGCUAACUGUCUAUGAGACUUUCAUGUUUGCUGCCGAUUUCCGCCUUGGACCACUCUCACUUGCUGAUAAGAAACACAGAGUGGAGAACCUCAUCAAUCAGCUUGGCUUAACGUCAUCUCGGAACACCUACAUAGGAGAUGAAGGGACAAGAGGAGUGUCCGGCGGAGAGAGGCGGCGCGUCUCAAUCGGCGUGGACAUCAUCCACGGCCCAUCACUUCUCUUUCUGGACGAGCCAACCUCAGGGCUAGACUCUACCAGCGCCCACAGCGUGAUCGAGAAAGUGCACGACAUCGCACGCAGCGGCAGCACCGUCAUCCUCACCAUCCACCAGCCCUCGUCCAGAAUCCAACUCCUCCUCGACCACCUCAUCAUCCUCGCACGGGGCCAGCUCAUGUUCCAAGGGUCGCCGCAAGACGUGGCCCUCCACUUGUCACGCAUGCCACGCAAAGUCCCCAAGGGAGAGAACCCCAUUGAAAGUCUGAUUGACGUGAUCCAAGAGUACGAUCAGAGUGAGGUUGGAGUUGAAGCACUUGCAGAGUUUGCACGCACUGGGGUGAAACCACCUCCUUUGUCCAACCAGCCCCACUCAGUGUCCACUAUUGCACCCUCUUAUGCCAAUUUCUCUCACCAUAGCCACAGGUUUGACGAGAAGUCUGUGGAGUUUUCUCACUCCUCGCAGGUGAGUAGAAGGGCAGUGGACGGUUUUGAUCACAGUCUCAGAAGUCCCUAUAACAACAGUUCCAUGUCGUGGAGCACUGGGAAUAGUGCAGCAUUCCUCAAGUUCACACCAGCACGGCUUAAGAAUGAUCACAAGCCCCACAAUACCACAAGAAACAAUGCUUCACCUGGCUACUACACAUACUCGAGUGAAAUCUUUCAAGCCACUCCAACACCCCACAGCAGUGACUACACAGUGAAUGAGAAUGACUACCUCACUCCCUCAAAUGGCACACAAGAACACCUUGGCCCAAAGUUUGAAAAUUCUUACAUAACAGAGAUAUGGAUACUCAUUCGCCGCAACUUCAUAAACAUAAGGCGCACCCCUGAGCUUUUCCUCUCAAGACUGAUGGUUCUCACCUUCAUGGGCUUCAUGAUGGCCACGAUGUUCCACAACCCUAAAAAAGAUUUGCAAGGAAUCACCAACCGCCUCAGCUUCUUCAUCUUCACAGUGUGCCUCUUCUUCUUCUCUUCCAACGAUGCUGUCCCAGCCUUCAUCCAAGAAAGGUUCAUCUUCAUAAGGGAAACUUCUCAUAAUGCCUAUAGAGCUUCCACUUACACCAUUGCAGGCAUCAUCACUCACAUGCCAUUUAUUCUUCUUCAAGCAGCUGCCUAUGCAGGCAUUGUUUGGUUUGCCCUAAAACUCCGAGGCCCUUUUCUUUACUUCUUGCUUGUUCUAUUCGUUUCUCUUCUGUCAACCAAUUCAUUCGUUGUGUUUGUGAGCUCAGUGGUGCCAAACUACAUAUUGGGUUAUGCUAUGGUUAUUGCCUUCACUGCCUUGUUCUUCUUGUUCUGUGGAUACUUCUUGAGCAGCCAUGACAUUCCCCGUUACUGGCGUUGGAUGAACACAAUUUCAACGAUGACAUACCCUUAUGAGGGGCUCUUGAUGAACCAGUACCAGGUCAACGAUACGUUUGGAUAUGUGGAUGGAGUACCCAUUACCGGUUUUCAGAUCUUGGAGAGUCUACAUAUCAAGACUGAUGGAAGUAGGAAGAGGACAGUGGUGCUUAUAAUGUUUGGUUGGGCUGUGCUAUACAGGAUUUUAUUUUACCUAGUCCUUCGUUUUGCAUCGAAAAACCAGAGGUCGUAGAGAACUGUAUCUUAGGGAAACUGUGUGAGUUAGUGAAUCGUUUGAUUUGAUUUGCACUGCAAACAUUGUUUUAUGAUGUUAAAUAUGUUGCUUCAAUGUAUUUUGUCUUGCAUUAAGCUUUGUAAAUUAUAUAGCUUGAUGGGCUUUUUAUAUACCGUACAAUAAAGCAAAUCUAGGAAUUAGAGAAAGCCUUUUAACAAAUCUCAGCGAUAUUUAACUCUUGUUUGCAUAAGGAAAGACGUAUGCCUUUUUUCAGUGUUUUCUCUUAGGACCGCAUAUUCCAACAACACUAUUUUGACAACGCCACGUGUCGUUACCUGAUUGGUUCGUUUUAAAUUUUUUUUUUCAAAACCUAUGACCGUAACCAUUAUUUUGAGUGAAAAUCCUAAAAUACCCCUUUCCCUUUCUUUGUUCCAUUUCAAACGAAGGUCCGUUCUCUUGAGAGGUCGAAGGUCGCGUUUCGUGUUCUUCGUUCCAUUUGCAUGGUGUUGUCUCCGGCCAGUUUCGUCUCCUGUUAUCGUGCGGAAUGGCAAGUUCCGGUGACGAUUGUCCACCGACGAAGGUAAGUGGUUUUCCAUUCCAUGUCGUAGCUUGGUUAUUCGGUUUGGGCAUCUCGUAGCAUGCUUAUUUGAUUUCGGUUAAUGUUUGGGGUUCGUAUCGUUGUGUUGUGGUGCUUGGGUUAUUGGGUUUCGUUGUUUUGAUGAUUUGAUUUUGGUUUAUGCAGUUGAGUGUUCGUCACUCUUUUUCGACAAAGUAUAUAUGUACUUUGAACGAACGCUUGACAGAGGAGCAUCGAUCAUUGAUUGCGACGACUCCA